AAAAAUUCUCAUUUAUAUCAGAUUUGAUCGAAACUGAACCAAUUAUAUAGCACGUGUACAAACUAAUGUGGCAAGUGCUAAUGUGAAAAUUGGUGAAAUCAUAGACUAAAUUUUCCAUUCUAUACUACCAAAAUCAAUACACUUGCCAUAUAAUUAGUGUAUAAUUCAGGAAAAGUGAUCUAUCACAUGACAAAUGUCACUGUACUUGUCAUUUGAUUGGUGUAUAAUUCAAUCAAAGUGACUAAUUAUAUAACAAGUAUUUGAUGAGAAGAAGGGAAAACCCCUCCCGGCAAGAUCAAUAAAUAAGAAGCUUCGGCUUAGGGCGACCAAACCAAGCUCGAUUCGCUCCAAAUUCUCAUAGUACCUUCCUUGGGAAAAGUGACCCGUGUCUUUAGGUCGCUCCAAGCUCUACCGGAAUCGAGCAUACCUUGGGGCACGCGCUACAAAAUGAAGAUCCGGCAUCCUAAUUCUGCACCUUACAGGCCACAACAAAUGAAUGGGGCAGUUGAGGCAAAAAAGAAAAAGAUCAAAAACAAGAAUAUUCUUUUAGAAAUAGCAAUUACAUACGGGGACUGACAUGAAAUGCUCCCAUUCGCUCUCCAUGCUUAUCGUACGUCAGUAAGAACUUCAAUCGGGGCAACCCCAUACUCAAUAGUGUAUGGAAUGGAGGCGGUCUUCCACUUGAUUUGUAAUUAAUUUAAUUCGAUCAAACCUGAUUUGCGUAAAAAAAAUAUUCCCAGCCUACUAUACAUGGAAAAUUUAAAUAUGUGGUUUAACCAUUGUUCACAAUAAAACCAAACAUCUGUCGCACACUUGGACUGCUACAAUGUGCUUGGUUUUAGCUGCGGUUGAGGCUUAGAUCCACUCUACACUAACCAAACCAACCCCUCCCCAACCCCACUGUCUUUUCUUUCUAGCUUUCGUCUGCAGCAUCAUGACACUAUUCUACAUACCUAAUGGGACACACACACAUAUAUAUGGUUUCAACUGUGCAGCGGCUAUUCAUACACUACAGAGACAGAGAGAGAGAGAGAGAGAGAGAGACAGGAACAGAACCUGAACAUGUGAUUCGUUUUCUUGAUCUCAUAAGUGAAGAAACUUCUGUCCGCUCCGUGUCACUGUCUGUUUAAGUCUAUAUAUAUAUAUCAACUACGUUUGAUGACUUUGUCUGAAUUUUGUUGCAGAAAAAGCUACAAUUCCCUGUUUCUCUGUAGCCUCUUAUGGGCGUUUCUGGGCUUCUGUCAUUCUUCUGCUUUUGCGUUUUCUUGAUUUGUGAAAUUGCAGUGGCUACAGAAACUGCUGCUAACUCGACGCACAGUCCGGUGGCGCCGCCGCCUCCAGCGGCGGCGUUUGACGGAGCAAUAGCCAACGCGUUCAAGCCCAGUAUAGUAAUCGUUGUGGGGAUUCUUACAACCAUUUUCUCGAUUACGUUUCUGUUGCUUCUGUAUGUGAAGCAUUGCAAGAGAGAGAUAUACGAGAGCAGCAAUUCCAGGGGGCGGCCGCUGUCCAGGGGGAACUCGGGAAUCAACAGGAAAGUCAUCGAAUCGCUGCCGAUGUUUCGGUUUUCGUCUCUAAUGGGCCAGAAAGACGGCCUGGAAUGCGCGGUCUGCCUGAACAGAUUCGAGCCCGAAGAGGUUCUCAGGCUGCUGCCGAAAUGCAAGCACGCGUUCCACGUCGAGUGUGUGGAUACCUGGCUCGACGCCCACUCCACGUGCCCGCUCUGCCGGUGCCGGCUUCACCCGGAAGACAUCCUCCUCGUCGAUCAGUUUACGCCGCGGAGCAGCGAUCACAGGAAGGGAAGGGAACACGAGAACACGAGAAUCUCAGGCCGCCAUUCUUCUGCCGGGGAAAGAGGAAGUUCCCUGGGAAUUAUCGUGGAAAAUCCGGGAAGCGAUGAUUCCAGGGGCAGGAUUUCAUUGGAUAGCUGGAGAUCCAGGAGGAAAACAGGGAACCCCGCAUCGGAAAACAAGGGGAGAUCGUCGGGAAGCUGGAAAUCAUCCAGAAAAGACGGGCCCGUGUCGGAUAGCUCGACAGCAUCCAGAAAAGACGGGCAGCUGCCUGUGCAAGGAGACGGGCACCGCUUGGAACACCGGAUCAUAAUAUCCGGGGCCGGGGAAGCAGAGGAGGAAGAGGGAAGGCGGUGGAGCGACGUUCAGGCGUCGGAAAUUCUGUACCUGAGAUCAGAAAUGAUACUGGGAGGGGAGGAGGGGAGCGGCAGGGGAGAAAUUAAUGAGAGAAGUGUGUCGGAAAUAACCGGGGUGAGUAGGUACAGGAACAAUAAUGGAAGGAAGGAGGGGAGAGAGAGACAGGAAGAAGCAGUUGUAAAAAGGUGGUCGGAUUGGAUUUCACAGUCCCAACACCAGGAGCAGAAGACAGCUGUGAACUCUGCCAUUUCUGCUGCCGCUGCCUCUUCCUCAUCCGCUGUUGUUUAAUUAGUGUAGAUCAUGAUUCUUGAUUUCUGCUAUGGUGAUAGAGGUUGAAUGAAAAAUUCUUACUCAAAACAUAUUUGAUCAAAUCAAAUUAAUUGAAUGUGUGGUCACUUUCUUGAAAUCGUACGUCAAUCACGC
Molecule: messenger RNA, 2567 nt
Organism: Sesamum indicum (sesame)
Lineage: Eukaryota; Viridiplantae; Streptophyta; Magnoliopsida; Lamiales; Pedaliaceae
Source: RefSeq, a predicted model, not a curated record